Hypoxylon trugodes is the source of this 2012-nucleotide messenger RNA. Its product is annotated as putative cytochrome P450. Gene Ontology annotation, molecular function: iron ion binding; monooxygenase activity; oxidoreductase activity, acting on paired donors, with incorporation or reduction of molecular oxygen. Bases 435 to 2012 code for a protein of 525 amino acids. NCBI's taxonomy places the organism in Eukaryota, Fungi, Ascomycota, Sordariomycetes, Xylariales, Hypoxylaceae. The transcript is spliced from 9 exons. The record is from RefSeq and is a predicted model, not a curated record.
UGCCUCUAUAUCAUCCAGAACAAAAAUCGGUAUAUCAAAUAUUGCUUGAAUCAGCAUUAUAUGCAGUAAUACGCAAUGAUAAGGACCAACAAAGAUGAUUAUCACACGUUGGAAACUCCGUUACACGUUGUGUAACUAUAAGACGAAAGCGACGUGGACACCAUCUUCUAGAAUAUAUGCGGUCAUCCUAUACCAUCCUUGACAUACCAUAACUAACUAGCUUAGCGUAGGAUUAGGAAGAGCAGCUCGUCGGGAUAGUCUAUGCAGCUCGGUGAAACAUUCUUCACCGCGGUGUAGUUAGUCGCGUAUACUAUUAACUCCGGCGAGGUCAUAAAACCGCCUUGCAUCUCUAUAGAGACAAUUAGCCUAACUAGGCAGCAUCUAGCUAGAUACGUCUUGAUCAUUCUUCUCGUCCUGAUAGCGUACCUAAAAAUAUGGCGGUCGAACUCGAAACUUCGUUGACAAUGUCACAACCUGAUAUCGACCUAAGGCGCCUCGUAGGCGGCCUUAUGACCUUGUCAAUCCUUUACUGGUCCUGUGUUGUUUUCUAUCGCCUCUUUCUGUCCAAUCUCGCUAAAUUUCCGGGGCCCAAACUUGCAGCGGCUACCGGAUGGUAUGAGGCGUUCAUCGACCUCUAUAGUUCUAAUUUUCCUGAUGUCUUAGAAGGGUUACAUGAGAAAUACGGUCCUAUUGUCCGCAUUAACCCUUGGGAACUUUCGUAUGUAACGCCAAUUCCCUUCCCAAACAUCGCAAGCUGUGACCCAAUGAAUGCCCGGGAGGUUAACAUACCCAAUGUUAGGAUUCGAGAUGCCGACUUCUACAACGAGUUAUAUGUUUCUGGUGGAAAAAGAAGGACGAACUUGAUAUACAAGAGCCGUGCAGGGCUUGGGAUGUCUGAUGCCAUCUCGACGACACACAGCCAUGAACUUCACCAGCUCAGAAGAAAAGCGGUAGAAAGCUUCUUCUCGAGACAGAGCGUUAGUCGCAUGGAGUCUAGAAUCCUUGAUGAAGCAACAAAAUUAGAUGACAAAUUGCGGCUUCUCGCGGGAACGAAUACGAUUGUGCAACUCGACCACGCUUAUGCGUGUGUAACUGGGGAUCUUGCAGCACUGUUUGCUUGUGGUGAGAAUCCAAGGCUUAUUGAAUCACCAGAUUUCAACCCAGGGUGCAUUCUAGAAGUGGUCCCGGUGUCUCUGCUGCAGAAACUUAGCCCGAACGUCGCUGGGUUCAGGAUGUUUCACCAGCUGAGUCAGCGGCGGGUAGAGGCAGUAAAGUCUCAUAUCGCUAGUAAACCCGAGCUUGAAGAGUCCGAUAAAACCUCAAUUUUUCAUUAUAUCCUCCAAAGUGAUCUGCCGGGUCCCGAGAAAGAAUCUGGUCGGCUGCAAAGAGAAGCGUUUGCUCUUCUGGCUGCUGGGACGAUUACGACAGCGAGCACUCUCUGUACCAUAACAUACUACGUUCUUGCUGAUCCGGCAAUUGAAAAACGGCUCCGGGAUGAAUUGAAGGGUGUUAUGAGCGACUUCCCGAAACAGAUGCCCCGAUGGGCAGACCUUGAGAAGGUUCCGUACCUAAUGGGCUGCAUUAAGGAGGGACUACGAAUUGCCCGUUUCUUCAGGCGUAGCCCACGCAUUUCGCCAGAUUAUGACCUGCAGUAUAAGCAGUGGACCAUUCCAAAAAAUACACCUGUUGGAAUGUCCGUCUGUCAUAUGCAUAUGGAUCCGGAGGUAUACCCCGAGCCUUAUAAAUUCAUACCGGAACGGUGGAUCGGGGAUGUCGACCCUCGAGUGAAUCGGAACUUCGUGCCAUUCGUUAAAGGAUCGCGAAAUUGUUUGGGAAUGAAUUUGGCGUGGGCUGAGAUGUUUAUCGUACUGGGUAUCCUCUUCCGGCCCGGUGGCCACCGAAUGAGUCUCAACAGUGAUGAGUGUGAUGAGUCAGAUAUAGCUCUUAUCCACGACAGUGACGUCGGAAUUCCAAAAUCGGAUAGCAGAGGGCUUAGAGUUCGGUUCCAGUAA